Molecule: messenger RNA, 676 nt
Organism: Drosophila obscura
Lineage: Eukaryota; Metazoa; Arthropoda; Insecta; Diptera; Drosophilidae
Exons: 3
Coding region: 30-620 (196 amino acids)
Source: RefSeq, a predicted model, not a curated record
GCCAAUUGCUCGACAUUUGAGGCAACAGAAUGAAAGACACAGCAAUCCUGAUUACGCUGGCGGUUUUCUGCCUGGCGGCAAACGCGGCAGGCAACACCAUACUCACCUGCCACAGCUGCGAGGGCGCCGAGUGCCAGCGCAGCUCGCUUCAUAAGGAGCAGGCAUGCGUGGAUUCCCUGGACUACUGUGUGACCGUCUUCGAUGAAGCCGAGGUCCUGUUCAAGGGCUGUUCUCUGGAGAUCCCCAACGCAUUGCGUGCGCGCAGCAACGAUCCCCACUCCUCCCACAAGUGCAACACCAAUCGCUGCAACACUGUGGGCUCGGCUAAGUAUGCCUGCAUCCAGUGCGACUCCAGCAAGGACUCCAAUUGUGCUGAGAAUGCCGCCACACUGCAGGCCGCUCGCUGUGCCGCUCCCACCGCCCCCAACUCGUACUGCUAUGUGAAGUCAUCGGGCAGCACGACCCAGCGUGGCUGUGCCACCACGGAGACCGACCAGCAGAGCUGCCUGGGGGAUGCCAACUGCCUUCUGUGCUCCCCGGGUGACAUCCGCAACUGCAAUGCCGUCAAUAUUUCCGGAGCUUCGACCAUUGGCAAUCGUUUCACUCGCUUUCUCAGAUAAUUUCUUGAUUAAAUACGAACGUUUAAGAUAAAAUAAAUGUACAUUGGCUGUGCAAA